This is a messenger RNA of Harmonia axyridis, 865 nucleotides long. RefSeq lists its product as uncharacterized. The transcript is spliced from 3 exons. Bases 59 to 613 code for a protein of 184 amino acids. Lineage: Eukaryota; Metazoa; Arthropoda; Insecta; Coleoptera; Coccinellidae. The record is from RefSeq and is a predicted model, not a curated record.
UAUUAUUCUUUGCCGAUGGAUAUAUUUCAUAAUAGCAGUCCUUAAUAAAAAGAAAACGAUGAAAAUCACAUUCUCACUAUUUAUAGUUUUACCUCUAUUGAAAUCAGUUGUAGCCAAUAAAGGUUUUGCAAAUUUCACUGUUUCUAAAUUUCAAGACGUAGAAGAGGGCUUUUUGAACGAGAUAGAGAUCUAUAUGGAUGAUUUUUCGAGAUGGACAAGAUUCUUAGUUCAUAAAGCAAACACACAUUUGAAACUGAUCGAUGAAAUAUCCAAUUUCAACUGCUCAUUUCAUAAAGUUUCCGAUUCACCAAAUUUGAUAGCAAGAACAGAACAAAAAAUUAAGGACUGCUUGGAGCAUUCUAUCUCAAAAGCUUAUCUUAUAUUAGAUAAAAUGAAGAAUGAAAUAACACUACAGGGUACAUCAACAAUGCGAAUGAAAUCUAUCGAUGCUAACUCGAUAGAAAAAAUUACAUUGAGUUAUGUGAAAAGGUCCAAAGAAAUGGAAAUGUUGGAGUUGAAGAUAAACACAUGCCUUGUUCAUGCAAUCGAAUCGUUUUUGAAACACGUAAACACCCGAAUAGAUUAUUCAAAAAAACCCAAUUAUAAAUCGUGAUUUUCGAUUGAGAAAGUUUCAAUUAUAAUUUUAUUGGCUAAUUAGGAAUUUUAUGAUUUGUUGUUGAUAAGUUUGAUAAUUUUUCCCUAAUAUGAAUAUUUCACUGUAAAAAUUGUUUCCCUAGCAUAUAAUACGAUAAAAAUUAUAGAAAAUGCAAACGAAUAUUAAAUUUGCCAUAGUUAUUUGUCUAAUUUUGGUAAUGAUCUGCAAGUCUGGAAAAACUUUUGGAAGAAAUAAACAACUAAACGAAAA